Messenger RNA from Leptonychotes weddellii (Weddell seal), 6229 nucleotides. NCBI's taxonomy places the organism in Eukaryota, Metazoa, Chordata, Mammalia, Carnivora, Phocidae. The record is from RefSeq and is a predicted model, not a curated record.
CAUAUAUCACCGCAGCCUGUGGGAUGGUGGCAGAAAUGGUGGAGUCUUUGCCGUCAGUGUUGGCCUUGGGGCAUAAAAGGAAUAGCAACACCCCAGCGUUUCUCACGUCGGUGCUCAGGAACAUCAUCGUCAGCCUGGCUCGCUUACCCCUCGUCAACAGCUACACGCGCGUCCCCCCACUGGUUUGGAAGCUCGGAUGGUCGCCCAAGCCGGGAGGUGACUUUGGCACAUGCUUCCCUGAGAUCCCGGUGGAGUUCCUCCAGGAGAAGGAAGUCUUUAAAGAGUUCAUCUACCGCAUCAAUGCACUAGGGUGGACCAGCCGCACCCAGUUUGAGGAAACGUGGGCCACCCUCCUUGGCGUCCUGGUGACUCAGCCCCUCGUGAUGGAGCAGGAGGAGAGCCCGCCGGAAGAAGACACGGAGAGGACCCAGAUCAAUGUCCUGGCCGUGCAGGCCAUCACCUCCCUGGUGCUGAGCGCAAUGACCGUGCCCGUGGCCGGCAACCCAGCCGUGAGCUGCUUGGAGCAGCAGCCCCGGAACAAGCCCCUCAAAGCCCUCGACACCAGGUUUGGGAGGAAGCUGAGCAUUAUCCGAGGAAUUGUAGAGCAGGAAAUCCAAGCGAUGGUUUCAAAGAGAGAGAACAUCGCCACGCAUCACUUAUACCAGGCGUGGGACCCUGUCCCUUCUCUGUCUCCAGCUACGACAGGUGCCCUCAUCAGCCACGACAAGCUUCUGCUGCAGAUCAACCCCGAGCGGGAGCUGGGGAACAUGAGCUAUAAGCUCGGCCAGGUGUCCAUUCACUCCGUGUGGCUGGGGAACAGCAUCACACCCCUGAGAGAGGAGGAGUGGGAGGAAGAGGAAGAGGAGGAGGCCGAUGUUCCCGCCCCUGCGUCUCCACCCACAUCACCCGUCAACUCCAGGAAGCACCGGGCUGGGGUCGAUAUCCACUCCUGUUCCCAGUUUUUGCUUGAACUGUACAGUCGCUGGAUCCUGCCGUCAGGGUCAGCCCGAAGGACGCCCAUCAUCCUGAUCAGUGAAGUGGUUCGAUCUCUCCUAGUGGUCUCAGACUUGUUCACCGAACGCACCCAGUUUGAGAUGAUGUAUCUGACGCUGACAGAGCUGCGGAGGGUGCACCCUGCAGAAGAUGAGAUUCUUAUUCAGUACCUGGUACCCGCCACCUGCAAGGCGGCUGCCGUCCUGGGAAUGGAUAAGGCUGUGGCAGAGCCCGUCAGCCGGCUGCUGGAGAGUACCCUGAGGAGCAGCCACCUGCCCAGCAAGGUCGGGGCCCUGCACGGCGCUCUCUACGUGCUGGAGUGUGACCUCCUGGAUGAGACGGCCAAGCAGCUCGUCCCAGUCAUCAGCGACUACCUCCUGUCCAACCUCAAAGGGGUGGCCCACUGCGUGAACAUUCAUAGCCAGCAGCAUGUGCUGGUGAUGUGUGCCACCGCCUUCUACCUGAUCGAGAACUAUCCCCUGGAUGUGGGCCCGGAGUUCUCUGCGUCAAUCAUACAGAUGUGUGGGGUGAUGCUGUCCGGAAGUGAGGAAGCCACCCCGUCCAUCAUCUACCACUGCGUCCUGCGGGGCCUGGAGCGCCUCCUGCUGUGCGAACAGCUGUGCCGCCUGGAUGCGGAGUCCCUGGUCAAGCUGAGUGUGGACAGAGUGAAUGUGCACAGCCCGCACCGGGCCAUGGCCGCCCUGGGCCUGAUGCUCACCUGCAUGUACACAGGGAAGGAGAAAAUCAGUCCAGGCAGAACCUCAGACCCCAGCCCCGGCGCCCCGGACAGCGAGUCAGUGAUUGUGGCUAUGGAACGCGUGUCUGUUCUUUUUGACAGGGUCAGGAAAGGGUUCCCCUGUGAAGCCAGAGUGGUGGCACGGAUCCUUCCUCAGUUUUUAGACGACUUCUUCCCACCCCAGGAUGUCAUGAACAAAGUCAUUGGAGAAUUUCUCUCCAACCAGCAGCCAUACCCUCAGUUCAUGGCCACCGUUGUGUACAAGGUUUUCCAGACGCUGCACACCACCGGGCAGUCAUCCAUGGUCCGGGACUGGGUCAUGCUGUCCCUCUCCAACUUCACCCAGAGGACCCCGGUGGCAAUGGCCGUGUGGAGCCUCUCCUGCUUCUUCAUCAGCGCUUCCACCAGCCCGUGGGUCUCGGCUGUCCUUCCCCACGUCAUCAGCAGGAUGGGCAAGCUGGAGCAGGUGGACGUGAACCUCUUCUGCCUGGUGGCCACGGACUUUUACAGACACCAGAUAGAAGAGGAGCUGGACCGCCGGGCCUUCCAGUCCGUGUUCGAGGUGGUCGCGGCACCAGGAAACCCAUAUCAUCGAUUGCUGACUUGUUUGCGGAACGUCCACAAGGUCGCCACGUGCUGAGUGCCCACGGGGCAGCAGCACCAGAGCCGGGGGGGCCUGCCCACGCCGGCGUGGUUCCGCACCCAGGCCUCCCCUCGAGUUGCGCCGUGGCCGAGCAGGCGGUGUCCGGCUCUGCCCGUGGCAGAGGAGCUCUGUGGCAGGGAGGCUGCGUGCAGGGACCACACGCAGGAACGUGGGGUUGAGCCUGAGUCCUUGCGGAGGGCAGGAGCCGCUGGUCACUAACCCUCUGUGCUGCAGCUAGUGCAAAAUGCCAGCCAGCCGGCUGUUCCUGUCCUCUUAGCGCCCACCUGCCCGCGGCCACCAGGCUACAGCUGCUCUUGCGUCCGGGACGGAGUCUUCGGUCUUGCAGGUUGGCCACGGGCCUCUCUGCUGUCCCACAGGCAGAAGGUGGCGCCAGCAGGCUUUCGGGAGCGCUCCCCAGGGCUCUGGCCUGGGGGUCAGGGCCAUGCCCAGCCCCCCGAUGGGAAUGCCGUGGGGUGUGCGGGUCGGGGGUGCUGGGAACGCGACACCCAGCGCCACACUUCCCUUUCUCUGUUUUCUUCUCAGGAUUUAAAGUUUAAUUAUAUCAGUAAAGAGAUUAAUUUUAAGGUAACUUUCUAUGCCCGUGUAAAGUAUGUGCAUUGCCAAGUCUGUGCCGCAUGCGACAGCGCCUGCAGAAGCCCCCCGAGCUGGUCCUGUCCCGGCCGCCCCCUGCUCUCUGUCCUGGAGCUCCUCCCACCGGGCACCUGUCUGUCUUAUUAACACGCCGGUGACGUUCUGUGGUGCGCUGCACUUUCUCACGCGUCCCCAUCUGAUAAGAAUUUGGGGAUGUUUAAUGUUCAGGUGUUUGGUCAGGAAUUCACACAGCCCCUCUGAGGAUUGGAAGGUGCCCGCUCCCCUGUCCCGUGCACGGGCGGGGCCUCUCUGGGCCCGCCCACAGCACCCUCCUCCUCCCGCACGGACCGCUCUAAAGCUUUCGCUCCCCAGUGAAGGACCACUGGCACCGCACUGACAAGGCCAGCCCACCUGGUCGCGGCAGUCUGUCGUGUCCAGCGACGCCGGCCCGGAUGUCCUACGGUCCCGUCCCGAGCAGAGUGUGGGCUACAGUCUGCCCAGGGGCCGACUAGCCGCUGUUGGGGUCUUCCCAUGUGGUUUCUCUUGUGUGUUAGGGCCCAGGCAUGUAACAGAGUUACCUUUGUCUGCACCUCUCUUCAUCAAGAGCAAAGCUUGGUGUCUUGGCAACCAUUAGAGAAGGACCCCAGCACCUCCUCCGUCUCCUUUCCUGCUCAACCCAUACACUGGGCCUCCUUUCGGGAGGGUGCGGAUCUGUGCCCACUGGACCUAUGAUGGGGCUCGAUUGGAGGGGGCAGGAAGGGACAGGACUGGGCAGCGACUGGCCAGCCUGUGGCCCCUCAGAGCCGCUGCUUCUACCCUAGACCCAGGCCACCGGACCAGCUGUUUCCAGCCCCAAAGUAGCCAAACCGUCCAGUGCAGACGAGGCCUGGACGUUUGGGUUGACCCCUGCUGGGCAGAGCCUGUGGCGUGCCUACGAAUGGGGCCGUGCUUGCCGUCUGACGAUGCUGGCAGGCACUCGGCCUUCUUGGCCCCCGGAGGUGGGCCGGUCACGUGAUGCUGCCAUGCUGGUCAGUUUGGUCGUGAGUUCAAGCGCAGGCAGCAUUUUGGGUAUUUCAUGUGGUAAGUGAAGAUAACUUUGAAGUCCUUUCCAGAGUCUGCAAAGAAGGAGUUUUGGUGCCUGGUUAGUUACCCUGACGUCUGGCCAGUACGGGCCUGACAUCCCACUGCAGUGCACACAGGCCUGCAGGGCUCACACCAAACUGCCUGGAGACCCCCGAGCUGACCCCCUGCCCCAGAGCUGCCAUUUUCCUUCCUGCCCUUUCCUGCUGCAGCGGUUUGGGACCUCCUGGGGUGCAGGGUUUUCCCGCCAGCCCCCGCUGAGGCCCCACUGAGCCAGGGCGUGAGUGGUAGAAAUGGGUCCCAUGUCUGGGCAGGACCAGAAGGGAACCUUAACGGAAAGUAAGUCACCAUUGUCCCCCACCCCUGCUGGGCUCCCAUUUCUCAUCCUGCCGUUUCCCAUAAAAAGCCUGCUAGCAUGUUUGUAAGCGCAGGAAAGUGCUCCAUCCCCCCACCGUCACCUCCGUGGCUCUGAGCACCCCGGGCCACAUGCUCUUCCUGUUGAGGAGUUUAUAUCUGUAGGAAGUAACACUGUGAAUGUGAGGUUUGGAACCGUUCCCCUUAGUAUCCAUAUCACCGGGCUCACCUGCAAGCGUCAUUGGUCUUCCCUUGUUUGCCAUCGACCCGAAAUAGUCGGUCUUAACAAGGGGGCCUGGAGCCCAGCUCUGGCCGUAGGCGCUGACCCAAAGACUGGCCUGUGUGCUCGGAGAUGAAUAGGAGUUGGUGAGUGAAGUCCUUUAGCCAGGGAGAGUAGAUGUGUGUGUGCCUAUGCGCAGAUCUAUAAUUACACGUAUAUCUCAGUAUGCAAAUACGCAAGGCUACCAAGAAUGGCCGCGUCAGUUCUUUGCAGAAGUCGGCUUUUCUUAGCCGUGCCACGGGGAGUCGGCUGCAUGGCAGAGACGUCUAGGAACUGUGUCAUUGCUCAUUAAAAUCCUACUGAGGAAAGGGUCCAUCCACCUUGCCAGCUCUCUGCACAAGGAAUUAAAAGACUAUCAAGUUCCUAGAAGUCUGUGGCAAGCAGCAGUCAUAUCAUCAAUCCAAAUGUUGAAAAUGCUAAUUUGGCAGGUUUGUUUGCAGAGGGGGGUUUGUUCUGCUGCCGACACUUUGAGCACAGACUUGAGUGAAACCAGGGUGAUGCACGUGCCUUCCCCAGAAACGUGCCUCCCUUCCCUGUUGCCCUGCUGCGGGCUGCCCGUACCCGCUCCUCCGUCCUAUUUUUGCCAGCAAAUGGAUCUUUUCCAGAGGAUGAAUGCGGCUGACCCCUCCAGACACCCAGAAUGUAGCACCAGAAGGCCCUGCCUCUUAGAGGACCCCCAACCGCACCCAGGCCCCCCCAUUGCCGGUGUCACUUCCAAGUCCCCAGGUCCCCGGGGCGGCUUCUCCUGGGAGCUGCAGCGAGCCCUUGUUGUGGGUUUUGUUGGAACAGACUCUGACCAGCAAGAACUGCCCUUGGCCGUCCUGUAGACAAAGCUUCCUUCUGCCGUGGGGGCUGCAGGGGGCGGGGUUCUCUGGCAUUUCCGGGGAGUGGGAUUCAUUUUCUCUUGAUACUGUGAGCAUCUUUCCCAGCAUACGUCCUCACUCUGUGUUGUGUCCUUCCCUCUCCAGUGAGCCCUCGAAGCCACGGCUGCCAGCCGUGUGACCGUGGGACGGUUCUGUGUGGGGGACAGGGGGCAGCAGCAGGGGAGCGGCCUUGCUGGAGAGUUCAGGAGGACUGCUGGUGCUGCCGGCCUGGAAGGUUCAGGGGUCACUUUCCCCCGCGCACCUGUCACUUUUAAUGCAGCUGAAGGAACCCUCUUCCCCUGCCCCGAGUGCCUCUGGGAGCACCUGGCCCUGGACAGUCACUGCCGUUUCCCUGUGCAAACAGGGUGGUGACCGCCGGCGCUGGAGGAUGGUGGCCCUUGUGGACCUGCUGCACGUGGUUGGGCUCUGAGUGGGGCCACCUGUGCACACUCCCUCCUGGGCACUGCGGCCGAGUGUCUGUGGGCAGGCCAUGUGCUCCUGCUGCGCCGCCUGCCACCGCCACCCCACGCGGGGGCCAGCAAGGCUGUGAGGGGCACGUCCCGGAGCCCUGGCCCGGACCUGACUGUCCGCUGCCAAGAGGAGAGGGAAGGACUGACCUGCGACGUGUAUUUAAGUUUUUAAACUGCUGCAAACGUUGUGUAUCUGAAUUAAAGGGAAAUGACACCCCA